Fusarium poae is the source of this 1122-nucleotide messenger RNA. RefSeq lists its product as uncharacterized. The coding region runs from base 1 to 1122 and encodes 373 amino acids. NCBI's taxonomy places the organism in Eukaryota, Fungi, Ascomycota, Sordariomycetes, Hypocreales, Nectriaceae. The transcript has 3 exons. The record is from RefSeq and is a predicted model, not a curated record.
AUGGACCUCGAUGCCGAAAUCGAUCAUGUGGACAGAGUCCGAUCAAGUCUGGCAGAAAACCCGACUCUUACUGCAUCGCAAGAGAAUACCCUUUCAACCAUAAUCGAUCUCAUCAAAGAGGAUCCUGUACAACGCAAAAAACACUCUGAAGCUACGCGAAGUAGGCGCAAAUCUGCUCUUGCAUUAUUGUCAGCCAUUAGCAGCCACCUCGGUGGCGUGGUCCUCUUUCUCUGCAGCACCGCAUUGUCCAUUACCAAGCUCUACAGGAUCAAUCAACACCACAUUCAAUUUAUGUCCAAAUUAGAAGCCUGGGAUAAGCGUGUCAAAUUCACCGAUGCUGUUGUUAGCCUGGCGCACAAAUACUUUACACCCAGUCUACUCUCGCGCCUAAGUAUUAACUCGAUUGCUAUUAUCCUGACCUGGUUAUUGACCGUCUGCGCUGUUCUAGACUCCGAUGAAGCUCGUACUACGCAUACAAACCGAAGAGCUCAUUCCGCAAGUCGUGUAACUAAGCGGCCUCGAACCGAUCCAACUUCAAUCGAGCACGUAGCUGUUCCAAGUUAUCAUGGCGUCCUAGAUCUCGCGAAGCACCAACCAUUGAGCAAAACAGCGACCGAUGAUUAUAAUGAUGGCGGCUGUAGAGCCUGUAGUGACAAUAGCGAUGACACAGAGGGAAGUGAGGACAGUGACGAGAGCGACUCGGGAAAACGACCAGCUGCGGAGGUUUUUGUAGAUAACCCCCAUACAACGGUCGACAACGAUGUACAACUUUACUCGAAUGUCUACGAGUUGCAAGAUAUGGAUGUUAUUCGCGUUGUCGCCAACCAACGUGAAGACUUUUCAACUGGUAGAAUUCUGUACCCCAAAGAUUUUACCGACUCUACAGGCGCCAAAGCACACAACUUCAACCUCUUCGUCAAAGCAUACGAUCACCAUUCCCUUGUUAUCCUGUCCGACCAUAUCCAGAUACGUCUUGGUCAAACGUUCCGAGAACCAUACCGAGCCGCUCGAUUGAUCCACAUCCACGACCAGGGCAACAUAAUUAUCAUUAGGGAUUUGUUCGUCGUCAAACUCAUGCCACACCGGCGGGGAGCAAGACUGCUUGGUCUAGAGACGUUUUAG